AUGGACUGUCCCGACGGCAGCUGUGUUAUCCCCAACCUCACCCGCGGAGAAAAGCGCAAAGGGUUUGACCAUGCCAAUACACAGGAAACCUAUGAAGGCCUCUGUAACGACGCCCACAGUAUUGGUAGAAGCUAUCUCGACAACCAGUCUACCGCCUCCGAAAUUGAGGGCCGGCUGCAUGAUCUUUGGGAUGAACUCAUCCAUGUUGCGAGGACCACUCCAGCCCUUAACCCAGAGCACGACCGGCUCGUGGUUCUGAUCAUGAAAGUGCGAGAACUCGGCCCCUUUCCUGUCAACCAGAAAGACAGAGAUGUGUUGCCCCCCGCCGAGAUCCGCGAUACGGCUACCCUGCCUAACGGAGAGCGCCUGUGGGUUGAUUUACCCUACCUCGUGCAGGAGAUACAGGAUUCCUGGAUCAAUGAGUCAAUGGGGUUUUCGUCCGCAGAACGGCAGAGUCUCGCCGUACUGACCGCCAAAUUAUGUGCUGUCGGUAUCUGCUCUGACAGUCUUAGUCAUUGUGCUCUGUGGCUUUUUAAGGAGGCCCUAGAGACCGAGAGGCCCGAUAUAUCCUCUCUCCCCUCUGCUAAACUGGGAGAUGGCUCGGAGGAGGAUUCUCGCCCUACCAUUCUCGACCUUCUCCCUGCCUGCCUCGAAUGGCUCAAACAUAACAACACUAAGCUCGCAAAGCUAUCGUUAGUUAAUUAUGACCCAGGGAACUCAACGGCUGACGCGGACGGCCUCCUAACUACCCCAGGCGAGCUUGCAAUCAAAUCGAAUGUCAGACAGCCUGGCUUCAGCCUCGCGCGGUGGCUAUUCUGGAGACAGCGGUUCAAAGACUUGUACCACUCUGGAAACGAACCCCUGAUUAAGAUGGGGAGGGCUUGUUUUGAUGAGUCUAUUUUCAGUGGUCUCGGUGCUGGACUGAUUAUCCCUGGUGAGAAGAUAUAUCUAGAUCGGCUCUUUGAGGCGAUUGAUAAGGAGCUUGCGGCAAGGGGGAAUAUAGGUUCCGUUGAUGCGGCUGAGGUUGAAAUUGACAUGGACUGGGAUAAGGAGGACUUGAACGCUAGUUAG
Messenger RNA from Microsporum canis CBS 113480, 1071 nucleotides. RefSeq lists its product as hypothetical. The record is from RefSeq and is a predicted model, not a curated record. Bases 1 to 1071 code for a protein of 356 amino acids. The transcript has a single exon. NCBI's taxonomy places the organism in Eukaryota, Fungi, Ascomycota, Eurotiomycetes, Onygenales, Arthrodermataceae.